AUGUCGAUACGUAGAGCCAGCGAGGGAAGGACUGCAGCAGCAACUUCGCUAAUAGACGAACAUCUCAGCUCAUUGCCGGUGGAAGACCAGCUCGGUGAUGCUUCACGUGCAUACUGGGCGAUGUGGAGAUUAUAUCCCGUACGGCUCCAAGAGAUUUUGUUACUGUUCGCUGCCGCCUCACUGGCGGCUUAG
Molecule: messenger RNA, 192 nt
Organism: Phytophthora nicotianae INRA-310
Lineage: Eukaryota; Oomycota; Peronosporomycetes; Peronosporales; Peronosporaceae
Exons: 2
Coding region: 1-192 (63 amino acids)
Source: RefSeq, a predicted model, not a curated record